CUGAUGUAAAUGCUGUAGACAACAGUGGACAGACCCCUUUGAGCGUAGUUUGUGAAACUGGAAGUCUUGGUUCUGUUGAUCAAGCUUCUUUGGGGUGUUUUUUACUAUCGAAAGGAGCGGAUCCUAACAUCGACUUUGCAUUGAAUCGGUGCAUGCGAACUAUUGAUUCUAAUGGUUUGAGUGCAGAAUGGAAAGCUUUCAUACAAUUCUUGAUACAAAAUGGAGCUGAUCCAAAUCUGUAUAGAGAUAACAAGCCGCCUAUUUUAAUGGCAAUUAAGUCAGGACACCAAGAUAUAGUAAAAGUACUUUUGGAAAAAGGAGCAAAUAUUCACUCGUGUGAUAGCGAUGAGAACACAUGUUUACAUUUAGCAUGCGACAUAAAGGAAGAGUCUUCAAAGAAUGAAAUAGCAUCACUUGUCCUUGAGCAUGGGUGCAGUGUAAACAAGCCAAAUAGAUAUGGAAUAAUACCAUUAUCAAAUCUUGUAAAAGGGAUGGUGGAGAAUACAGAAUCCAUGAAAAUUGAUCAGACAGAAACGAUGACUGUUGCAAAAAUUGACCUCUCAUUGUUUAAUAAAUUAAUUUGUGGUGGAGCUAAAAUGGAUCCUGCUACGCAAUCCACAUCGUUUAACUACUACAGGAAAUCGAUACUGGCUACCUUAUUGAAAAAAGGUUUCUUUGGGGCUGCGGUUACCUUACUAAAAUGUGGAUAUAACUGCAGUCUUGAUAAAGAUUUUAAAUCCAUGGACGUUUCUCAUUUGGAAAGUUCAACAAUUUUAGUAGAGGGGAAAAGGUACAAAAGAAUUGAUUACGAGGAACAGAAAAAUGAAUUUUUAAAUUUUCUGAAGACAUCUGAAGUAGAAGAAGAAUUAUCGCUGUCAUCUUUGUGCAGAAAUACUAUACGAUCACAUUUAGCUGAUGUUGGACAAGGAGCCGAGAUAGAAUCUAAGAUUAUGGUACUUCCUAUUCCUGAACGAAUUAAGACGUAUUUAUCUUUAAGGGAAGAUGUGCUAGACUUUGAACAAAUACAGAUAGAAGAAAAUAAAAGCAGUGCAAUGGGUGUGAAUAUACAGACACUCUUGGGUGACUACUAUGAUAUUUACAUGAACCCGUACGACACAGAUUACUCAGAUGUGGCAUAUUAUGGUAUGGAUGAUUCUGACAUUGACGAAUACAUCCAUUACUACAGAGACAGUGAUUCAGAUGACUAUUACUAUUAACCAGCAGUAUAAUAAAUAGAUAUGUUUUUAUAUCUUCAAAUAAUUUAGAUUUGUUGUCAUUGAAUGUCUUUCU
This is a messenger RNA of Saccostrea cuccullata (small rock oyster), 1290 nucleotides long. RefSeq names its product ankyrin repeat and SOCS box protein 8-like. NCBI's taxonomy places the organism in Eukaryota, Metazoa, Mollusca, Bivalvia, Ostreida, Ostreidae. Gene Ontology annotation, molecular function: protein binding. The record is from RefSeq and is a predicted model, not a curated record. Gene Ontology annotation, biological process: intracellular signal transduction. Bases 153 to 1217 code for a protein of 354 amino acids. The transcript has 5 exons.